ACCUCUGUCUAGAAUAUGUGAGGCAAUCAUGUACUUCUGCGUCUAGCGCUUGGUGAACUCCAGUCCCACUGAAAUAAUGGGUUAGAAAACUCUUCAAACUUAAUGGAUUACCCUGACUUCACAAAGCACAGAUUCGUUUCAAAACCAAACUGAAUAAGUCCUUUGCAUAAGCCAUAAUUAAUGGUGCAAUGAUUGAGUCCAACGUGAGUCUGAGUUGCGCGUGGUGCGCUGGAGGUGGUGACGGAACCAGCGCGCACUUGGAUGAGAAUCACUCAGAACACAGUCUGAGUCCGACCGGACACCUGGUGGUCGCCGUGUGCCUUGGAUUCAUCGGAACUUUCGGGUUUCUCAACAACACGCUCGUUCUCAUCCUGUUCUGUCGCUACAAAGUGCUGCGCUCGCCCAUGAACUGUCUUCUGGUGAGCAUCUCAGUGAGUGAUCUGCUGGUGUGCGUCCUCGGCACGCCGUUCAGCUUCGCCGCCAGUACGCAGGGCCGGUGGCUCAUCGGACGAGCGGGAUGUGUGUGGUACGGCUUCAUCAAUACAUUUUUGGGUGUCGUGUCUCUAAUCUUGCUUGCGGUGCUCUCUUACGAGCGCUACUGCACCAUGAUGGGGGCCACACAGGCAGACUCUACCAAUUACAGAAAGGUGGCCAUGGGUAUUGCCUUCUCCUGGAUAUAUUCCAUGAUUUGGACUAUUCCGCCACUGUUUGGAUGGAGCUGCUAUGGUCCGGAGGGGCCCGGCACCACCUGCAGUGUCAACUGGGCCGCCAGGACAGCCAACAACGUGUCUUACAUCGUCUGUCUGUUUAUCUUCUGCCUUAUUCUUCCUUUUAUGGUGAUUGUCUACAGCUAUGGCAGACUCCUACAGGCUAUUACACAAAUGAGCAGGAUCAAUACGGCGGUGAGUCGUAAGCGGGAGCAGCGUGUUCUCUUCAUGGUGGUUACAAUGGUGGUGUGUUAUCUGCUGUGCUGGCUGCCCUAUGGGGUUAUGGCCCUGCUGGCCACAUUCGGACGUCCCGGCCUGGUCACACCAGCGGCCAGCAUCGUUCCUUCUCUGUUAGCCAAGAGCAGCACCGUCAUAAACCCCAUCAUCUACAUCUUCAUGAACAAACAGUUUUGCAGAUGUUUCCAUGCACUCAUCAUGUGCACCACCCCAGAGAGAGGCUCCAGCUUCAAAAACUCCUCCAAAGUCACCAAAACUCUCAGGACAGUGCGACGCGCCAACGGCCAGAAUGUGACCUUCGCCGUGGCCUCAGCUGGCCAUCCUGCUAUCUUUGCUCCAAACAGCGGCAGGCAGAAAAGUUCCUCAGAGGGUGAGAAACCAUCUCCUGCUGCGGGCCAGGGCACCAACAGACCUGUUGUCUCUCUUGUGGCCUAUUACAAUGGUUGAGCUCAUACAGUAAGGACAAACCAACACUAAUACAAUGGAAUUAAGGUUGACGGAGGUCACGGAUUGCGCAAAAAGAGAAUUGAUGAGUGGAUGUGUCUUGCAGAGAAAUGUGGAAGUAGGACACACUCUCGCUGACAAUCAUGUGUAUGCAUGACCGUUCUAAGGGGGAAAAAAAAAUGGAAAUUGAAAGAAGAAGAAAGGACUGACACUCCAUAAGUUUAAAACAUGCAUAUGGAACUAACUAUUCAUUUAGCUGAUGUUUCUUAUGAGUCCAGGAUGUAAAUGUGCUCUCUGAUUUUGGUGAGAUGUCUCUCUCUUAAAAACUGGGCAUGAGCCAGUUUUUUCCUGUUUUAUUUGACUUUAACAAGAACUCUUUUUCUACCAGUUCCUUACUGGUUUGGAUAACCAGUGUAGCACAGAUUUAAAGUGUGGACAUGUACAAGUACACUAAGCACACAAAGAAAUUUUGUGAAAGAAAUGGUUGACCCAAAAAUGAAAAUUUGCCCCAAAUUUACUUUCCCUCAGGCUGUUCAAGAUGUAGAUGAGUUUGUUUCUUUAUCAGAACAGAUUUGGAGAAAUUUAACAUUACUGUACAUCACUUGCUCAUCAAUGGAUCCUCUGCAGUGAAUGGGUGCCGUCGGAAUGAGAGUUCAAACAGCUGAUAAAAACAUCACAAUUGUGACCCUGGAUCACAAAACCAGUCAUAAGGGUCAUUUUUUCAAAAUUGAGAUUUACACAUCAUAUGAAAGCUGGAUAAAUAAGCUUUUGAUUGAUGUAUAGUUUGUUAGAAUAGGACAAUAUUUGGUCGAGAUAUGACUAUUUUAAAAAUCAGGAAUCUGAGGGUGCAGAAAAAUCAAAAUAUUGAGAAAAUUGCCUUUAAAGUUCUUCAAAUAAUGUUCUUAACAAUGCAUAUUACUAAUCAAAAAUUAAGUUUUCAUACAUUUACAGUAGGAAUUUUACAAAAUAUCUUCAUGGAACAUGAUCUUUACUUAAUUUCCUAAUGAUAUUUGCCAUAAAAGAAAAAUCAAUAAUUUUGACCCAUACAAUGUAUUUUUGGCUAUUGCUACAAAUACAUCCCAGCGACUUAAGACUGGUUUUGUGGUCCAGGGUCACAAUUGCUUUUUCCAGUGAAAAGAGGAAAGUAUUGAAAUCAAGCACUGUUUACAAGCCAAAACAGCUCUAAAUAAAUGUAUUGGUGGGUUUUGAUGUUAGAAGAUGAUGGGAUGGACUUUUUCACUGGAGGAAGCAUUAUUAUGGAUUAUGGACUAUUACGGUAUUUCGGCCAGAAGCGACAGUUGAAAGUUAAAAUGCCUUAAAGUGACAGUUCACCCAAAAAUGAAAAUUAUCCCAUGAUUUACUCACCCUCAAGCCAUCCUAGGCAUAUAUGAUAUAUGAUAAUGCAAUCAGAGUUAUAUUUAAAAAUCUCCUGGCUCGUUCAAGCUUUAU
Labeo rohita (rohu) is the source of this 2837-nucleotide messenger RNA. It is a transcript of the gene tmtopsb, whose product is annotated as teleost multiple tissue opsin b. Bases 189 to 1391 code for a protein of 400 amino acids. Gene Ontology annotation, molecular function: G protein-coupled receptor activity. Lineage: Eukaryota; Metazoa; Chordata; Actinopteri; Cypriniformes; Cyprinidae. Gene Ontology annotation, biological process: G protein-coupled receptor signaling pathway; visual perception. Gene Ontology annotation, cellular component: photoreceptor outer segment; membrane. The transcript is spliced from 4 exons. The record is from RefSeq and is a predicted model, not a curated record.